Molecule: messenger RNA, 539 nt
Organism: Meloidogyne enterolobii
Lineage: Eukaryota; Metazoa; Nematoda; Chromadorea; Rhabditida; Meloidogynidae
Source: the annotation of a GenBank genome assembly
AGAUAUUUAUAUACACAUAUGGAAAUUUGCAGCGAAAGGCAUCGAUUUCCAUUUUGCGUUGUUUGGACUCCCAUCCCUUUGCUUUCAUGGAUUUGUCCAUUAAUUGGACAUAUGGGGAUUGCAACAAGUAAAGGCGUAAUUCGUGAUUUUGCUGGAAGUUACUCUGUGUCAGAAGAUGAUAUGGCUUUUGGAUGGCCAACCUUUUACAAACAAUUUUCUCCAACCAGUGUUCAUGGAGGUGCAGAAUCUUGGGAUAGGGCAAUAGAUGAAGCAUCCAAUGUUUGCUUUAUCUUUCAAUUCUUAUUUUGAAUUUCACAGGUUUACCUUGAACGAGUGCAUAACCUUUUAUGUGAUAAUUGCCAUUCUUUUGUUGCUUUGGCUUUAAACAAAAUGCAUUAUGGUGGAAGAACAGACUGGAACAUGUUCAAAUUGGUCCUUUACCUCAAUAUUGGAGGCCAUUUUGUUGGAUUUGGCGGUUUCUUGAAACAAUAUUUACCAACUUUAUUUUUCUUUGCUGUGAUAGCUUUAUUUUUUCUUUU